Coffea arabica (coffee) is the source of this 486-nucleotide messenger RNA. The record is from RefSeq and is a predicted model, not a curated record. Lineage: Eukaryota; Viridiplantae; Streptophyta; Magnoliopsida; Gentianales; Rubiaceae.
UUAUUCCAGUUGAAAAAAUAAAAAAGGAGGCCAGUGAAGGGUGCUUUCCUCAUUGAAAUUAUUUGCCGCGGUUCGAGUUGGAGGCAGGAAGGACUGGGACUAGGAGGAGGCCCCUGAAAGUGAAAGAGGGAAAGGCAGAUCGGAUCUAAAAAGCCAAAGAGCUGUUAUCUAUAGGUGGAUCGAUCGGGAAAAGCAAUGCAGGGAGGAUCGACGGGAAUCGGCUAUGGUCUCAAAUAUCAGGCGAGAUGCAUUUCCGACGUCAAAGCAGACACCGACCACACCUCCUUCCUCGCUGCCACUCUCAGUCUCAAAGAAGAAAAUGAGGUGCAUCUCAUUAGGCUUUCUUCGGAUGGUAAUGAAUUGAUUUGCGAGGGUUUGUUUUCACACCCAAAUGAGAUCUGGGACCUCGCUUCUUGCCCUUUUGAUCAGCGCAUUUUCUCUACCGUCUUUUCUUCUGGUAACUACUACUAACAUUUUCUGCUCUCU